Molecule: messenger RNA, 963 nt
Organism: Capra hircus (goat)
Lineage: Eukaryota; Metazoa; Chordata; Mammalia; Artiodactyla; Bovidae
Product: liver carboxylesterase-like
Exons: 6
Coding region: 46-783 (245 amino acids)
Biological process (GO): lipid catabolic process
Cellular component (GO): lipid droplet; endoplasmic reticulum
Molecular function (GO): carboxylic ester hydrolase activity
Source: RefSeq, a predicted model, not a curated record
ACACUCCCUCGCUCUCUUCCCCAGAGCCAUCCUUUCCUGCCCACCAUGGUUGACGGAGUGCUGCUGCCAAAGCUGCCCGAAGAGAUGCUGGCUGAAAAGAAUUUCAACAAUGUUCCCUACAUGGUGGGAAUCAACAAGCAAGAGUUUGGCUGGAUUAUUCCACUGCUCAUGGGCUACCCUCUGUCUGAAGACAAGCUGGACCAGAAGACGGCCACAUCACUCCUGUGGCAGUCCUAUCCUCUCCUUAGCAUUCCUGAGGAACUGGCUCCAGUGGCCACUGAGAAGUAUUUAGAAGGGACAGACGACCCUGUCAAAGAGAAAGACCUGUUCCUGGACUUGAUAGCAGAUGUGAUAUUUGGGGUCCCAUCUGUGAAUGUGGCCCGUUACUACAGAGAUGCUGGAGCCCCCACCUACAUGUAUGAGUUUCAGUAUCGCCCAAGCUUCUCAUCAGAGCUGAAACCCAAGACAGUGAUAGGGGACCAUGGGGAUGAGCUCUUCUCUGUCUUCGGAGCUCCAUUUCUGAAAGAUGGUGCCUCGGAAGAAGAGAUCAAUCUCAGCAAGAUGGUGAUGAAAUUCUGGGCCAACUUUGCUCGGAAUGGGAACCCUAAUGGGGAGGGGCUUCCCCAUUGGCCAGCGUAUGACCACAAAGAAGGGUACCUUCAGAUUGGUGUCAACACUCGGGCAGCCGAGAAGCUGAAAGACAAGGAAGUGGCUUUCUGGAACGAGCUUCUGUCCAGGGAGGCGGCAAAGAAGGCACCACACUUAAAACAUGUUGAGCUGUGAACGGGAGGCUCAACUGGGCCCCCAGAUGGAGGUUUCUCUAGAAGUGUUUAUGUGUCAAAGAGGCGUCUUAUUGUGAAGUCUGAAGAAUUAUCUGAUGGGAGUGGCAAAGGUCCGGGAGGGGGAGUUUCUGUUUCUGUGGCCUCAAUUUGGAAAUAAAUGUUCUUUUGGAGACAAAGUCAA